Molecule: messenger RNA, 2354 nt
Organism: Phoenix dactylifera (date palm)
Lineage: Eukaryota; Viridiplantae; Streptophyta; Magnoliopsida; Arecales; Arecaceae
Source: RefSeq, a predicted model, not a curated record
CUCUCCCUCUCUUCUUCUUCUUCAUCCUCUUCUCUCUCUCCUUUCUCCCACUUUUCUCGUCGACUCAGGUGGGCAGCAGUUUGAGUCCAUUAAUAUAGGAUCAGCACAAUGACUCUGUCCGCCCUACUAAUUGAGAGCCACAGAAUAUCUAGCUAAAUGGAGUCGUUUCUGGACUUUUGACAAGAGAAUAAUAGUUAAACUUUUGCAUCUGAUGCCAGAGAUAGGACAACUUUAAUUACCAGUGAAUGAUACAGUAUUUUAUUUGCCUUAGUUGUUUAUCCCUCGGCAUUAAUUGUUCUAAUUUUGAAAAUAAAAAAACUAUUGUUUACAAGAAAUGUAUACCAGAAUUUCUAUAAUCAUGAAAAAAUGUGAUUUGCUUUGACAUCCUACAAUCAUGGGUAAUAGGGAGGAUAUUGUGCCUUGACUGAGCAUACUUUAAGUGAAUCCAAAUCAGGAGAAUUUUGAAUUUUGAAUUUGAUCCUCAUGGAGGAGAUCAUGCCUUGACCGAGAAUGCCUUAAUUGAAUCCAAAUCUAAAUUCAAAUCUAGAGAAUUUUAAAUUUUGAAUUUAAUCCUUAAUAAGAAGAUUGUGUCUUGAUGGAGGAUGUCUUAAUUGAAUCCAAUUCAGGGGAAUUUUUGAUUUUGAUCCUUAUCACACGCUGACCCAAAGUCCCAGCGUAUAAAUGAGCCUCGUUCCUCUUAGUCCUUCUAGGAAGAGAAUUUUGCUACCGUGCUUCCGAUGGGGAGAUUGGAUGGGGCCUCUUUUCUUCUAUGGCUGCUGGCCGCUACCUGCUGUCUUUUUCUUGUGAAAGCCGGAGAGGAAUAUGUAUCAGCGGUGGGAGAUCCAGGGAUGAGGAGAGAUGGACUGAGGGUAGCUUUGGAGGCCUGGAAUUUCUGCAACGAGGUUGGAAUGGAAGCUCCCCACAUGGGCAGCCCCCGAGUCGCCGAUUGCUUCGACCUGAAUGAAAGUGGUGAUGCAGCACACAAGGUAAGCGAACUCGAUAACAAGCUCAGCGUGGGGGAUCCAUUCCCGGGAGCGCAGCCAGGGAAUGCUUCAAACGUGGAUCUCUACGCCGUGGAGAAGGAGCUCUACUUGGGGAAGAAAUGCGAGGUGGAUGACCAGCCAGGUCCAUGGCAAUUCUGGAUGAUCAUGCUCAAGAAUGGCAAUCUAGACACGACCGCCGCGCUUUGCCCGAAGAACGGCAGGCCGGUCGGGCCGUUUCCAAGGGACCCGAGCAGGUUCCCGUGCUUUGGGGACGGGUGCAUGAACCAGCCAUUGGUGUUCCACAACUAUACGGCCUUGGACGGGAAUACUCUGAGGGGGAGGUUCUUUGGGUCGUACGAGCUCGAUGCUGAUCUUGCUGAAUCUAGUAGUUAUAACAUCUCCUACUACUCUGUGACGUGGGAGAAGAAGGUGGGAGAGGGUGGAUGGGCCUUCCACCAUGUACUCCAGACCUCCGAGAAGUAUCCCUGGCUCAUGCUCUACUUGAGAUCCGAUGCUACUACGGGGUUCUCUGGGGGUUAUCACUAUCCCACCAGGGGAAUGACCAAGAUCAUACCAGAGUCUCCAAAGUUCAAGGUGAGGAUCACACUGGACAUCAAGAAGGGUGGGGGUCCAAAGAGCCAGUUCUACUUGAUGGACAUGGGCAGCUGUUGGAAGAACAACGGCGACCCCUGCGACGGCGACGUGACGACGGACGUCACCCGGUACAGCGAGAUGAUCCUGAACCCAGAGACAGAAGCAUGGUGCAAGCCGGAGGCCAUCCACGAGUGCCCCCCUUACCACACCUUUCCCAACGGCACCCGAGUGCACCGGACCAACACCGCCAGCUUCCCCUACGCCGCCUACCACGUAUACUGCUCGCCGGGGAAUGCGAAGCACGCCGAGCAGCCCACCACCUACUGCGAUCCCUACAGCAACCCCCAGCCUCAGGAGAUCCUCCAGAUACUGCCCCACCCGGUCUGGGGGGCCUACGGGUAUCCCACCACGAAGGGGGAGGGAUGGGUUGGUGAUCCCAGGACCUGGGAGCUCGACGUGGGGAGGAUGUCUCACUCGCUCUACUUCUACCAGGAUCCAGGCACAGCUCCGGCCAAGAGACGGUGGCCAUCGCUUGAUGUUGGCACGGAAAUCUAUAUUAGCAACGAUGAAGUGGCUGAGUGGACGCUAAGCAACUUCGACAUCAUAAUUCCGAAGGCUCGCAAAUUAGUUUCCUCUGAGAUGUAAUAGAAAGUUGGUACGAUAGCUGAGAAGCUACCAACAGAAUUUCUUUAUCUCCAGUUCUUUUAGUUCUAAAAACAAGGAUGGCAUAAUAAUAUCUAUAAAAAAAACUGCUUGUUGGGGUUAUUUAUCAACUUA